UAUCACGCAUGUUGCGGGUGUGUUUUCAUGAAAAAUCGUUCUAUUUUCCCCGAAAAAUAGUGUUAUUUCAAUAGUUUUCGCCCAUCAAAGCAAUGAAGUUUGCUUAUAAGUUCAGCAACCUGCUCGGUUCCGUGUACCGACAGGGUACACUACUGUUCAGUCCCGAUGGGAAUUCCGUCAUCAGCCCAGUGGGCAAUCGGAUCACGAUUUUCGAUCUUAAAAACAACAAAUCGCACACCCUUUCGCUGGAAAGCGAACACAACUACACCGCCCUGGACCUGUCGCCGAAUGGGUGCACCCUGGUGGCGGUCAAUGAAGUCGGCGAAGCGCAGAUGAUUAGUAUGAUUUCUCGCACCGUGAUCCAUCGAUACAAGUUCAAGGGUGAAGUAAAGUACCUUCGCUUCAGUCCGGAUGGCAAGUUCUUUGCGGCGUCCGUGAACAAUGCGGUUCUGAUAUUCCGAGCUCCGGGUGAACUUAGCGGGACAUACAAUUCGUUUGUGAUUCAACGAGCCUUCGAGAUUGCGUAUGAUGAGACGACGUUUAUUGAUUGGGCUUGUAAUUCGAAGAUACUGGCCGUUGGUUCGAAGGACAAUUCGGUUCGGGUGCAGGGUGUGGAAUUUUUGAAAAACUUCCGUCCGUUUAUUCUGGGUGGCCACCGGGAUGGGAUUGUGGGUUGUUUCUUUGAAGAAAAGACUUUGGAUGUGAAUACGAUCAGCAAGGAUGGACUGCUGAUGCUGUGGGAGUGCAGCACGGAUGUGGAAGAUAUUUCAACGGGGUACAAGGACGCCGCCAUUGAAGUGUCGGUCAUGAAGAAGAUUAAACAGGACGAAAAGGAAGAACAGGAAGAUGACAUAGGAAUGGAUAAAGAUUAUGAGAAGUCAGGAAAGGACGAGGAUGAAGAUAUUGAACACGUUCAAGGCGACUUUGAUAAGGACGAGGACCGCGAUAAGAAGGGACGAUUGGUGAAGAAGGAACCCAAGAAGGAUUUCAAGUACAAACGUUUGGCUCGACACUACCUAGCGGAUGAGGCACGGAAGGAGAAUCCAAAGGCGUACGUUACUACCGCAGCAUAUCACAAGCAGAUGAAAAUUCUCAUAACCGCUUUUUCGACUGGAGUUUUCUAUCUCCACGAGCUUCCCGAUGUCAACAUGAUCCAUUCGCUUAGUAUAUCCGAUUUCAGAAUCGAUUCCGUUACUUUCAACAACACCGGAGAUUGGAUCGCUUUGGGAGUUUCGGAACCCGGUCAGCUGUUGGUUUGGGAGUGGCAAAGCGAACAGUACAUCAUGAAGCAGCAGGGUCAUUCUACGGGAUUGAAUUGCGUGACCUACUCACCCGAUGGCCAACUACUGGCAACGGGCGGUCUGGAUGGAAAGGUCAAGCUAUGGAACAUCAGCAACGGGUUCUGUUUCGUAACAUUCACCGAACAUUCCAGCGUGGUUACAGCGGUCGAAUUCAGUGGGAACAAGAAAUUCUUUGCAAGUGCUUCCCUGGAUGGAACCGUCCGCGCUUACGAUAUUGUUCGGUAUAGAAACUUCCGGACGUUUACGUCUCCGGAACCGGUGCAGUUUGCAUCUGUCGCUGUGGACCAUUCUGGAGAGUUGGUUGCCGCCGGGGGUCAAGAUGUGUUCGAAAUCUAUCUAUGGUCUAUGAAAUUGGGAAGACUUCUGGAAGUUCUCAGCGGUCAUGAAGGUCCGGUUGUGACUUUGGCCUUUUCUCCUGUGGCCUCAUCGUCGACCAUGGUGUCCGGGUCCUGGGACAAAUCGAUUCGCGUGUGGGAUUGUUUGGAAACAUCCGGGGCUCAUGAAACCAUCGAUGUGACAUCCGAUGUGCUUUCCGUGGCUUUCAAACCAAAUGGAGAAGAAGUUGCAGCUGCUUCUUUGAAUGGCCACAUCACGGUGUUUCAUGUGAAGACCGCUCAACAGUUAUCUUCCAUCGAAGGUAGGAACGACAUGGGUGGAAGUGUCUCUGCAACGGAUUUGAACACAGCCGAGAAGAACCUCAUUGGAAGAGCAUUCACUUCCAUCUGCUAUUCAGCCGAUGGUGAAUGCAUUUUGGCUGGCGGUAAGUCCAAGUACGUCUGCAUCUACAACGUGAGGGAAGCAAUUCUGCUCAAGAAAUUCCAAAUCACCCAGAAUCGAAGUUUGGAUGGAAUGGAUGAAUAUAUGAACCGCAAAAAUUUGACCGAGUUUGGAAACAUCGCCCUAGUCGAGGAGCGAGAAAGCCUAGAAGGUGGUAACGUGGCCAUCAAACUACCCGGAGUAAAACGAGGUGAUCUAGCCGCACGGAAUCAGAAACCCGAGGUGAACGUGUUUGCAGUUCGGUUCUCCCCAACUGGCCAAUCGUGGGCCGCUGCUUCCACCGAAGGUCUGUUGAUGUACUCCUUGAACAAGGGAAUCGUUUUCGAUCCGUACCAACUGUCGGUGGAAAUUACACCAAAAGCGACUAGGGAAUUGCUGCGGAAGCAGGACUACUCGGCGGCACUGAUAAUGGCACUGAAACUAAACGAGAACAAUCUAAUCCACGAGGUGAUCGAGAAGGUGCCUUACAGUGAUGUGGAAUUGAUAAUCCAAUCCCUACCGGACGAGUUCGCCCAUCGUUCGUUGAAGUUCGUCUCGAAGAUCGUGGCCUCCAGUCCACACGUUGAAUUCUAUCUCAAAUGGUCCAAUCUGCUGCUGACACGGCUGGGACAGCAGGAGAAUGUCCUGACCCAACAGACUCUUUUGUUGCUUCACCAAAACCUUAAUCGGAAGUAUGAAGCAUUGAACAAGAUAUGCGAUUUCAACAAGUAUACAAUCCAGGUACUGAAGAACAUGAGCCUGCACAAGGAAAAGGACGAAGAGAGGAAGCGAUUGGAGAAGAUUCAAGACGGAGACGAUGGUGAGGUAAGUGAUAGUGAGCUGAUGUUGAUCGAUCGGACUGGUACUAGAAACGAAGAGGACAGUGAUGAAGAUAGCGAAGCAGACGCUUCGGAGGAAUAAAUAAUCGUUGGACAUUUAAAAAUGU
Ochlerotatus camptorhynchus is the source of this 3003-nucleotide messenger RNA. RefSeq names its product periodic tryptophan protein 2 homolog. Gene Ontology annotation, cellular component: small-subunit processome; Pwp2p-containing subcomplex of 90S preribosome. Gene Ontology annotation, biological process: maturation of SSU-rRNA from tricistronic rRNA transcript (SSU-rRNA, 5.8S rRNA, LSU-rRNA); ribosomal small subunit assembly. The transcript has 7 exons. Bases 93 to 2978 code for a protein of 961 amino acids. The record is from RefSeq and is a predicted model, not a curated record. Lineage: Eukaryota; Metazoa; Arthropoda; Insecta; Diptera; Culicidae. Gene Ontology annotation, molecular function: protein binding.